GAUUCGCGACAUGGGAGAUGAGACGCAGCCUUUAGAGUAUGACGACUCCACCGAUGACGAGACGACUAAUCAAAGAAAACGUCCGGUUGCGUAUGUGAAGGUUUUGAAGCAGAAGGGCGUGGCUGAGAAGACUUGUCUUGUAUUUGAAGGAGAGAAUGUCGUCGGUCGGGAUGUCUCUUGCAAUGUGCAUAUCCCAGUCAAGGCACUCUCUAAGCAACACGCAUGCAUUGAAACAUCUCACGACGUCCAUUUUAUCAAAGAUCUCAACAGCAAAAACAAAACUCAUAGAGGAGAUAUGCCUCUCAGACCUCAAGUGUGUUAUGAGCUUACGAGUGGCAGUUGCCUUACAUUUGCAGGCAUUAAAUGUGAAUAUCACAUUGGAGAUGCACCGGAGAUGAACAACAGUGGAGAUGAGACAACAUCAGAAAUUGCAGAUGAUGUCACUGAUAAAGUCGAGCCACAUUCUACAUCAACUACUGGAGACUUACCAUCUACUGUUUCCACUCACAAUAUGCUUACCUCUCAAUCAUUAAUUUCAAACACGAGCCAACAAGCCAAUGAAACCUUACCAUUCUCAAACACCGGAGAGGCUCCAGACAAAUCCAAAGUAUUGGCAUCUGACACGCCACCGGAAGGCAAAAAUCAUGAGCAAAAUAAUGAAAGCUGUGAGAUGGAGAGGACAGUGAUAUCUGCGUCUGAUGACGAUGUGGCUACUUAUGGUAGUCCUAGUGUGAUUUGUGAGGGAAAUGAGGAGAUAGGGGGAUCUGGUCAGACUAUAGAACCGACAUUGUUGCUAACCGAGUCGUGUUCUGAUGGAGUGGAUGUGGAUACGAUAAGCGAACGAGCAGAAAGUAACAAUAAUGAUGCUGAGAACUCAGAUACGAAAGCAACAGAAAGAGAAGAAGAAGAAGAAGAAGAGUACAUGUUUGACAGUCCAACACUGUCACCUCACAUCAACAAAGACACGAGCAAUGAAACAACAUUAAUCAGCAAACGCAUUGACGACGAGUCCAAGACCAAGGACAACUUACUUGAUAACAAACACGAACCUACAAAUGAAGAAAUCAAUGAUUACGAUGUUGAAGACGUUAUCGGUGGUGAUAUGGAACAAACCCAAGCCUACUUCAUCAUGGAAACGUUUCCAAACAGUGGCACAGCGACAACCGCGACUGGAUCACCAUCACCAAACGUCGAACAAACAUUACCUUACAAUCUAGUAGGAAGUGACGACGAACAAACAAAAGACACCGACGAGUGUGAGCCGACCUUAGCGUAUGAUUUACAACCCGAAAGCGAAGCAAACAGUGAAGAAGCCUGUGAACCAACUCUUGCAUAUAAUCUUGAAGAAGAUGCCAAUGGCGACGAUUUGGGUGUCAAUGAAAGUGGAGUGGAAAUGGAAGGGAAUAGGAAGGAAGACGAAACGAAGAGUGUGUGUUCUGAUGAGGCUGUUGGUGGGAAGUUUUUGUUGACACGUGAGGCCAGCGAUAGUAGAGAGAGUGGAGUAGCAAGUGUCGAUAACAAGUCGAAGCAUUCUGAGGAAUCUGUGAGGUCACAGGGUAUGAGCACUCGCACAAGACGGAAGUCCAAGGCUCCCAAACGAGUAGCAUUCAUGUGCGACACAUCAGAGCAACCAGGUGAUGAUGACUCGAAUCAUACAUCUACUGCUUCUAUUGAGUCACGUGACUUGGGUGACUCUCAAACUACUAAGUCAGGACGUCCAUUAUUAUCGCUUAGAAAAGUGCAGCUUGGCUCGUUUGGGUUCUCUCACUCUGAACCAGCAGCUGCUGUUGGUGUGGCGAUGGAUGAUUUUGAGAUGUCAUGUGACUCGCCUGUGAAUGUGUGUAGUAGGACGAAGAAGGCUCGAGUGUUGGAUAGUGACGACUCGUUUAGUUGGACAAACGAGAAGAAGAAGGAAGAGAAGGCGGAUGGAGAGGUUGAUGACGCCGAGGGAUCGUCGCAAUCGCUGACAGGCACAGGACAGAACAGCAUUAGGAAAGCAGGGAAAAGAGCAACAAGAGGCGGAGGACGAGGACAUAGAAAGAACCUUAAACAAUCAAUUGGUGAAUCAAAUGAUGCUACAGCGGCAGCAACUGUUGCAUUAGGAGAUGUUGGAACUGAAAGUUUGUCUUCGGCGGCAGCGGUUUGUGCAGUUGCUUCUCUCUCUGCUGACAAAACAUUUGAAGCUGCUUCCAAUAGAACUCAGCAUCACUCCCAACAACAAUCAACUAUUACGUCAUCACCCAAGACCGAAUCAGAGGCAGAAUCAUUGUCGUCGACUCCUAUCGUGGCAGCUGAUACUGAUAGUCAAACGUCUGUGGCUGUUGGCAAGAUGAGGAGAAAACGGGGAUUGUCCGAUGUGACAGGGAAUAGUGAGGCAUUGACUGCACCUCCACCAUUGAAAAGGAGGAGAUCAUCACUAAGACAAUCAGUAGCAGGAAGUGCUGAUGUUAUUGAGUCUGGACCACCUAAAGUGCUGUUUACUGGCAUGAGAUACAAACAAGGAGAAAAGAUAGUUGGUGACCUUGGCGGCAUUGUCGUCAGCAGUGUCCACGACUGUACUCACCUCAUCGCUGACAAGGUUCUAAAGACGGUGAAAUUCUUGUGUGUUUUGGCUCGUGGCAAGCUAAUUGUUGCUACGCAAUGGUUGGAUGCUUGCAAAAGAGCGAAGACAUUUGUUGAUGCAUCUUCAUACAUCAUACACGACACUGCUAGUGAAAAGGAGCACAAAUUCAAACUAAAAACAUCGAUUGCUAAUGCGGCAAAGAAGCCACUUUUUAAAGACUACAAGAUCUACGUAACGAAGAGCGUCAAACCACCGUACGAUGCCAUGAGAGAUAUUGUCUGCUGUGCUGGUGGUGAAAUGCUAGCCAAACUGCCAGAAGCAUACGAAGAGCAGACGGUGAUCAUAUCGUGUGCAGAAGACCUACAUUUGUGUCGGCGAUCGAUUGAGAAGGGCAUUCCUGUCCAUUCGAAAGACUUUGUAGUGGAAGGAGUUUUGAAGCAGGAGAUUCUAACGAGCACAAAAUUAAUUGUUGAUUGUAAUACUUGGUAGGGUGUCACCAUGUAUGGGGGAUGGUUGAUAGUGAGGAACAGAGGGGAUGGAAAUGUUGAUAAUGAUUUGUAAUCUAAUUAGUAUAAUGAUCUGUAAAUUGAAGGGCAGUGAUCCUCAUUUGUGCUUACU
Messenger RNA from Corticium candelabrum, 3181 nucleotides. RefSeq names its product mediator of DNA damage checkpoint protein 1-like. Lineage: Eukaryota; Metazoa; Porifera; Homoscleromorpha; Homosclerophorida; Plakinidae. Gene Ontology annotation, molecular function: protein binding. The transcript is spliced from 21 exons. The record is from RefSeq and is a predicted model, not a curated record. Bases 11 to 3052 code for a protein of 1013 amino acids.